AUGCUGUCUCGGGCAGCUGGUGUACGCAGAGCUGGCGCAGCUUCAUCUCUCUCCCUCCCAGCUCUGUUUUCACUGUCUUCUGUAUCAUCUGUAUCAUCUGUAUCAUAUCUAUCUUCUGCAUCUUCUCCUUCGUCUUCGUUGUCUUCUUCUGGUCUCCGCCUCAAUAUUACUAAUCCCUCCCGCCGAGGCUUCGUCCGCCCUCCAAUCACGCCCGGCCUUCCACCCCGCCCAGCAGUGACUUUCACCCCGCCAUCGCAGCGGUCUUCUUCUCUCUCUUCCGCCUCUGCGUCUUCCUCUAUCACUCUUACACAGGCUCACUCUUCCUCCACUCGUCUACCCCGCCAGUUCAAGAGAUUCUGCUCCUAUAGGAGAAUGUGUCGUGCAAGGCGAGGUGAAGAUGGCGCCCCGGGCUCCAUGCCUGUGGCCGCUGCUGGUCGUGAGAUCCUCCCCGCCAACGUGAAGCCUUUGCACUAUGACCUGACUCUGGAGCCUAACUUCGAGGAUUUCUCCUUCAAGGGAACCGUCCAUAUUGACCUCGACGUUGUUGAAGAGACUACCUCCAUCACCUUGAACGUUCUCGAGCUCACCAUUGAUUCCGCUGCUAUCGAGACUAAUGGAACCGAGAUCACUACCUCGUCUCCUGUAAGCUAUGACAAGGAUAAGCAGACUGCUACCAUCACUCUCGGCGAGAAGGUUGCCGCUGGUACAAAGGCCAAGUUGAACCUCAAGUUCACCGGUACCCUGAACGAUAACAUGGCUGGGUUCUACAGAUGUUCAUACAAGGACACCAAUGGCAACCAAAAGUACAUGGCCUCCUCCCAGAUGGAGCCUACCGACUGCAGAAGGGCUUUCCCUUGCUUCGAUGAGCCCUCUCUGAAGGCCCAGUACACCGUCACCCUUAUUGCAGACAAGGACAUGACCUGCCUGAGCAACAUGGAUGUGGAAUCAGAGACUGAAGUCAAGUCUACCAUGGUCAGCCAUCCCAGAAAGGCUGUUAAGUUUACCAAGUCUCCACUCAUGUCCACUUACCUCGUGGCUUUCAUUGUUGGCCAUCUCAACUAUAUCGAGACAAAGGCAUUUAGAGUGCCAAUUAGAGUGUACGCUACUCCAGACCAAAACAUCGAGCACGGAAGAUUCUCCCUAGAUCUUGCUGCCAAGACCCUUGCCUUUUACGAAAAGACAUUCGACAACAAGUACCCACUGCCCAAGAUGGACAUGGUUGCCGUCCCCGACUUCGCUGCAGGUGCUAUGGAGAACUGGGGCCUAGUCACCUACCGAAUCGUCGAUGUCCUGUACGACGAAAAGACGACCGGUGCCGCUACCAAGGAACGUAUUGCCGAGACUGUACAACACGAGCUUGCUCACCAGUGGUUCGGAAACCUGGUUACUAUGGAUUUCUGGGAUGGCCUCUGGCUCAACGAGGGCUUCGCCACGUGGAUGUCAUGGUAUUCAUGCAAUGUCUUCUACCCGGAAUGGAACGUUUGGCAGACUUAUGUUAUCGACAACCUCCAACAGGCCUUGUCUCUUGACUCCCUCAGAAGCAGUCACCCCAUCGAGGUCCCAGUCAAACGCGCCGAUGAGAUAACCCAGAUCUUUGAUGCCAUCUCUUACUCCAAGGGCUCCGCUGUCCUCCGAAUGAUUUCCAAGUACAUGGGUGAAGAGAACUUCCUUCAGGGGGUUAAGGCUUACAUCAAGAAACACGCCUAUGGAAACACUACCACCGGUGAUCUCUGGGCUGCGCUCAGUGAAGCUAGUGGCAAACCCAUCGAUAAAGUGAUGGAUAUCUGGACCAAAGACGUUGGCUUCCCCGUCCUUACCGUAAAGGAGAACAAGGAAAAUCAGACCAUCAAUGUCCAGCAAAACCGUUUCCUUCGUACCGGAGAUGUCAAGGCUGAGGAUGAUAGGAUUCUUUACCCUGUUAUCCUCGCUCUAAAGAGUCGUGAUAAUAUCGACCAAGCUGCUGUCCUCUCAGAACGAAGCCAGGACAUCAAGGUCGACCUCGACUUCUAUAAGCUCAACGCGGACCACUCAUCCCUCUUCAGAACCUGCUACACCCCAGAACGCCUAGAGAAGCUAGGAAAAGAUGCCAAGGCAGGUCUCCUGACUGUCGAGGACAAGGCUGGUAUGAUUGCUGAUGCCGGAGUCCUUGCCGCAUCUGGCUACCAAAAGACCUCUGGAAGUUUGUCUCUCCUCAAGGAAUUCGACCAAGAGAACGAGUUCGUUGUCUGGAAUGAAAUCCUCACUCGCCUCGGUUCAAUCAGAGGUGCCUGGAUCUUCGAGGGCGAGGAGACCAAGGAUGCUUUGAAAACUUUCCAGCGCAACCUGGUCAGCAAAAAGGCUCAUGAGCUCGGCUGGGAAUUCACUGAGAAGGACGGCCACGUCCUCCAGCAAUAUAAGGCCCUCAUGUUCAGCGCUGCUGGCUCUGCUGGUGAUGAGAAAGUCGUUGCUGCUGCCACCGACAUGUUCAAGCGCUUCGCCUCUGGUGACCGUGACGCCAUCCACCCUAACAUCCGUGGCAGUGUAUUCGACAUUGCUCUUCGAAACGGUGGGGAAAAGGAAUGGGACAUCGUCUUUGACAGAUACAAGAAUGCUCCUACCUCUGCCGAAAAGAACACCGCUCUCCGCUGCCUAGGCUCCUGCGAGGACCCAGCCAUGGUUCAGAAGACCCUCGCUCUUACUCUUUCCGAGGAGGUUAGAAUCCAGGACAUCUACAUGCCCAUGUCCGGACUUCGCUCCCACUCUGCGGGUAUACUAGCACGCUGGAAGUGGCUACAGGAGAACUGGGCACCCUUGACCGAGAGGCUCCCUCCCGCGUUCUCUAUGCUGGGAUCUGUUAUUCAGAUUGCCUGUGCUAGCUUGUGUACUGAGGAGCAGUUGAAGGAAGUCGAACAAUUCUUUGGGGACAAGGACCACAAGGGUUACGACCGAUCCCUAGAGCAGAGUCUCGACGCUAUUCGUGCUAAGACUGGCUGGCUUUCGCGUGACCGUGAAGACGUAGAGACUUGGCUCAAGUCAACCGGUUACAAGGCCUAA
This is a messenger RNA of Microsporum canis CBS 113480, 3033 nucleotides long. RefSeq names its product aminopeptidase 2. Gene Ontology annotation, cellular component: cytoplasm. The record is from RefSeq and is a predicted model, not a curated record. Gene Ontology annotation, biological process: peptide catabolic process; proteolysis. The coding region runs from base 1 to 3033 and encodes 1010 amino acids. The transcript is spliced from 3 exons. NCBI's taxonomy places the organism in Eukaryota, Fungi, Ascomycota, Eurotiomycetes, Onygenales, Arthrodermataceae. Gene Ontology annotation, molecular function: metalloaminopeptidase activity; peptide binding; zinc ion binding.